Molecule: messenger RNA, 1206 nt
Organism: Linum trigynum
Lineage: Eukaryota; Viridiplantae; Streptophyta; Magnoliopsida; Malpighiales; Linaceae
Source: the annotation of a GenBank genome assembly
AAUCUAAGUACGAUAUGUUAUUUUGAUGUAAUAUUAUAUGUUAUAACUCAUAUGUUAGAUAAGAUUUGAUAUAAUUUAUAAGGAAAAGUACAAUAUAAUGACUCUUUUCAUAUUUCCGGACCAAACUGGGUUAAAACGGUUGACCCAUUAACCCUUGACCCACUAGCUCGACCGGGUCCGGGUCAACUCGCGGGUUGACAACCUUGAUGCCAGGCCUGCUCUAGAUUUUUUUUUUAAUAAAAGAUCCUGUAUUAUUUGAUUUAUUUCAUUAGUGUGAAGAAAUACAAGAAUCAGAAACUAGUUGGUCUAAUCAAGACUUUGGAAAGGAAUUGUGGAUAUAUGGCCGUCCAUAAAAGAAAGGAUUGUCUGGGACGUGCGGGAAGGCUGCAAUGUCCAGUUUUGGAAUGAUCUAUGGUUGGCGAGGGAGACUAUUUUGCGAGAGCAUGUCUUGAGCAAUGGAGAUAAUAUCAAUUGGAAUGCGACAGUGGCUGAAAUGACCACGAGUGAAGGUGAGUGGUCGUGGACAGAUAUAAAACCUCAUCUAACUCGGAAUAUGAUUGCUUUGAUUGCAGGAACUGACCCGUCGAUUGCUGGUUCGGGCGAAGAUAUCACAGUUUGGGGAAUGGAACCGGACGGCAAGUUCAAGCUCCGAUCCGCCUACUUGGUAGCUGCAGAAUGGCUAAGAGGAGAAGCAAUUGAAGAGGCGAAUGCAGAAAACAAAAGUCAAUGGAAAUGCCUUUGGAAAUGGCCUGGUCCUAACCGGAUUAAACACUUUUUAUGGCUUGCUUUGCAUGACAGGCUGAUGACAAACGCGGAGCGGAAAAGAAGGAAGUUGACAAGCAAUGACUCUUGUGCAGAGCAUAUAAUGCGCCACUGCCCGAGCUCCCAACAAGUAUGGAGGCUACUGGGUAUUCAGGAUAAUAUAGCGGUUUGGGAUUUGCAGGCUGGUUGGAAGUACACCUAAGGAAGGAGGAGGGUCUUCUAUUUGGAGCAUGGUUCAAGAAAUCGUACCGGACAUCAAACCGGAUUUUUUUAGGGUAUUUUGUGGUACAACCGUGGUUCAAUUGUUUCAUACCGGUAAAUAUCGUUUUUGUAAUAAUAAUAUUUAUUUUUUGUCAAAAAACCGUGCCGGCAAAAUAAAGCUACCGUUUCGGAGUAAUACCGGACUAUACCGGAAAUACCGAAGAAUAAAUACUAAAUACUCAU